CCUCCUAUAUAAACCCGCAGCGCUCCCCUCCUGCUGCAGUCAUUCCUUCUCCGGCUGGGACAACAUGAGUUUCAUGGUAGAUCACCACUUUUUCGGGCCGACCGCGUACCGCAAGGCUCGGCCGGCCUCCGUGUCCUCCAGCGGCUUCCACUCGCAGCGCCGCCGCCUCGCCUACAGCCAGCCGUCCUCCGCGGACAGCUUGGACACCUACAACGGAGACACGAUGCGCAAGAGCGAGAAGGAGAUCCUCCAGGCUCUGAACGACCGCUUCGCCGGCUACAUAGACAAGGUGCGCAACCUGGAGAUGCACAACCGCAACCUGGAGGCAGAGGCGGCGGCACUGCGCCAGAGUCAGGCAGGGCGCGCGUCCGUCGGAGAGCACUACGAGCGCGAGCUGGACGACCUGCGGGCUCUGCUGCUGCAGCUCACCGGGGAGAAGACGCGCACGGCUCUGGAGCAGGAGCACCUGGAGGAGGACAUCCAGCACCUGCGAGCCCGGCUGGAGGACGAGGCGCGCAGCAGAGAGGAGCUGGAGGCGGCGGCGCGCGCCAUGAAGAAGUACAUGGAAGAGUGCCGGCUCGUGCGCCUGGAGCUGGACAAGAAGCUACGCGCGCUCGAAGACGAGGCCGCUUUCCUGAAGAAGAACCACGAGGACGAAGUAUCGGAGCUGCUCGCGCAGAUUCACGGCGCGCAGGUGAACUUCGAGGUGCGGGACACGCUCAAGGCUGACGUCACGGGCGCACUGCGCGAGAUCCGCGCGCAGCUGGAUUAUCACACGUCGAAGAGCGCAACGCACGCGGAGGAGUGGUUCAAAGCUCGUGUGGAGUGUCUGUCUGAAGCUGCAAGGUCAAACCAGGAUGCAAUCCGUGGGAGCCAGGAAGAGAUCACCGAGUACCGUCGUCAGCUCCAGAGUCGCACCAUUGAGUUAGAGACACUUCGAGGAACAAAGGAGUCGUUGGAGAGGCAGCGUAUGCAGAGCGAAGACAGACACCAGGAAGAUCUCAGCUCUCUACAGGAGACCAUCAAUCAGUUGGACAAUGAGUUGAAAAACACCAAAUGGGAGAUGGCCAACCAACUGAAAGACUACCAGGACCUGUUGAAUGUGAAGAUGGCUCUAGAUACUGAGAUUGCUGCUUACAGAAAACUACUGGAGGGUGAAGAGAAUCGCUUUGUGUCAGGAGGAUGUCCAUACUCCUACUUGGAAGGUAGAAUCUCCACGCAUUUGAAAAUGAAAGGAGAGGAGAUCUCAGACACCGUCAUUGUGGAAGAACAGACAGAUGAAACCCAAGUGACAGAAGUGACAGAGGAGGGAGAUGAGGAGGAAGAGAAGAGAACAAAAGAAGAAGAAGAGGCAGGAGAAAAGGAUGAUGAAACCAAAGAAGAAGAGGAAGAAGGAGAGGAUAAGGAGGAGGAAGGUGGGGGACAGGAAGACAAAGAAAAGGAAGAGGAAGAGAUGAAUAAGAAAGAGGAGGCAGGUGAGGAAGAGGUAUCCAAAUCUCCAGGAAAGGCUGCAUCACCACCGUCAAAAUCUCCUCCAAAGUCUCCUCAACCCAAAUCUCCUGUGUCAAAAUCUCCUCCAAAAUCACCAAAAUCCAAAUCAGCACCAGCCAAAUCUCCAGUGCCCAAAUCUCCUGCUAAAUCCCCUGCAGAAGAAAAGUCAAAGUCACCUGCUUCCAGGUCUCCCAAGUCCAAGUCCCCAACACCCAAAUCACCUGUGUCAAAAUCACCACCUGCCAAAUCUCCUCAACCCCAAACCCCUGAAGCACAAACUCCAGAAAAAGAGAAGUCCAAGCCACUUUCUGCUAAAGAUACCCUGAAAGAGGAGAAAAAAGAGGAGAAACCUCUACCAGUCAAAGAGGAAAAGGAAAAAGAUCAGCCUGUGAAGGAGGAAAAGAAACAAGAUCCCAAGGAGAAAGAACCAGAGAAGGCAGGCAAACCAGAUGCAAAGAAAGAGAACAAAUCAGAUGAAACAGCAAAGAAGGAUGAUGUUUCAAAACCUGCAGCUCCUUCUACUCCUGUCAGCAAGCCUGCAGAGGAGAAACCUGCCCCCAAGUCUGAGCCCAAAGAGAGCCCUGCUCCUGCCAAAGAGGAGAAGUCCUCCAUUCCGAAACCAGAGAAGGAUCAGCCUGAAGCAAAACCUGCCCCUAAAGCGGAGCCUGAAAAGAAAGCGGAGAAGAAGCAAGAUGAGAAGAUCGCUUCUAAAACAGAGCCUGCAAAAACAGAAAAGAAGAAAGAGGAGAAGAAGUCAGAGGAGAAAAAGGAGACUGUGAAAGAAGCAGCUGAUAGCAAGGAGGUGAAGGUAGGAGGGAAGAUGGAGAAAGAAGAGAAGUCUUCUGUAACCGAGUCAAAGGAGAGCAAGGAGAAAGAGAAGAAGUAAAUGUGUUCCAAAGGAGAUGCUAAAGAACUAUGUAGGUGGAGAAGUCAAAGAGCAGGAGAGAGGUCAGCUGGACACUUGAGCAACAAGUGUCCAAGACGACGAUAAAAGCAAUAGUGAUUUCUGUAGCAAAUAAUCCCCUGAUCCCAAAUAUGACCAUUACACACAGCUGAUGCUUCUGAUGUAUGACUGUAGUGAAUGCAGAUCGCUCUCUUUAUCUGAAUGUGAGUUUCCCUCAGUAAUUAUUACAAGUGCAUUUAAACUGGAUUCCAGUGACAGGGAAUGCGGUGGCCUGUACCUUCAUCACAAACCUUCACGGGUAGAGAUGUCAAAGAUCGUGACAGAUAUUUAAUGAUACACAAAUGUUUAUAUUAUAUUUAAAGCUGUAAGAAAGACUUGAACUUGCUUGUGCACCUUAACGCAGACUCUCUUGACGGGUGAAAUACAAUGCUAGGACAAUGAAGACUGUGCUAUGUACACACUGCAGAGAAUAUGCAAUAUUAAACAGACAAAUAAAGAUAAAAAAAAA
Messenger RNA from Thalassophryne amazonica, 2903 nucleotides. RefSeq names its product neurofilament medium polypeptide-like. Gene Ontology annotation, molecular function: structural constituent of postsynaptic intermediate filament cytoskeleton. Gene Ontology annotation, biological process: axon development. The transcript has 4 exons. Gene Ontology annotation, cellular component: neurofilament; axon. The coding region runs from base 65 to 2377 and encodes 770 amino acids. NCBI's taxonomy places the organism in Eukaryota, Metazoa, Chordata, Actinopteri, Batrachoidiformes, Batrachoididae. The record is from RefSeq and is a predicted model, not a curated record.